AGUAAUAUUUGCUUUUUAGGCAAUGAACCGAUGACUUACACAUCUUUUCAAGAAAACAUUCUUGAUAUCGACCUGGUUGAUUUUCCUGGUGCCGAACGUUUGCGAAAGCAGCUAGGACGGUCUUCUCUGCGUGCUAUAGCAUUCGUUGUUGAUUCGUCGUCGUUUUCAAAGCGAUCUCGAGACGUUGCCGAGUUCUUCUACGAUGUUGUUUUGGAGAGCGGGAAGAAGGUAGACGUUAUUCGAGUUUCCUUGGAAAAGGAGAUUCGUCUAAUAAACAAGACACGCGCGGCUGCACUUUCGUCAACUGAUGGGUCGUCCGCAAGUAGUACGCUCACUGGCAAUAGUGACCGCUUUACUUGGAAUGAUUUACCUAUGUUAGUUCUUUUACUUUCCUGUUCAUUUGAGGCGAUAGCAAGAGAAGGAGGCAAAAUCGUAAGCGAUAAAGAAAUCACAUUGUGA
Molecule: messenger RNA, 459 nt
Organism: Angiostrongylus costaricensis
Lineage: Eukaryota; Metazoa; Nematoda; Chromadorea; Rhabditida; Metastrongylidae
Source: the annotation of a GenBank genome assembly